Molecule: messenger RNA, 918 nt
Organism: Dromiciops gliroides (monito del monte)
Lineage: Eukaryota; Metazoa; Chordata; Mammalia; Microbiotheria; Microbiotheriidae
Product: keratin-associated protein 10-3-like
Exons: 1
Coding region: 1-729 (242 amino acids)
Cellular component (GO): keratin filament
Source: RefSeq, a predicted model, not a curated record
AUGGCAGACUCCUGUUUUUCUGGGCCCUGUGUUCCCACAGCCUCAGCCGCCUCAGUCUGCUCCAGUGAUGUGAGUUGUGGCAGCAACGUCUGCCUGCCCAGUUCUGGCAUGGGCUCCUCCUGGCAGCUGGACGACUGCCCAGAGAGCUGUUGUGAACCUGGCUGCUGUGGGCCCCCCUGCUGCCCUGCCCCAUGCUGCACACCAGCCUCCUGCCUAACCCUGGUGUGCCGCCCAGUCUGCUGUGUGCCCACCACCUGCCAGCCCUGUGCACCCAGCCCCUGCCAGUCUUUCUGCAUCUCCUCCUGCUCCCCAGCCUGCUGCCAGCAGUCUUGCUGCCAGCCCAUUUCCUGUGGGCCUUCCUCCUUCCAGCAGUCUUGCUGCCAGCCCACCUGUUGCAUUGCCCUCCCUGUGUGCUGCAAGCCCAGCUGCUGUGUGACCACAGCCUGUGCUCCAGCCUCCUCCUGCUGCCAGCCCAGCUGCUGCCACCCUGCCUCCUGUGUGUCCCUCCUCUGCAGGCCAGUGUUCAGGCCAGCCACCUGCUGUGUGCCUCUCUCCUGCAAACCCUCCUGCUGCACCACCACCUCCUCCUCCUCCUGCUGCUGUGCACCCUCCUGCUGUCCAGCCACCAGCUGCUGCCGCCCUUCCUCUUGUGUGUCCCUCCUCUGCCAGCCCACCUGCUGCAAGCCUGCCUGCUGCACUGCCACCUCUGGCCAAAAAUCCUGCUGCUGAACACAGGGCACUUGGCCUUUUCCACCCCUGACCACCUUCUGUCAGCCUCCUGCAUACAGCCCCCAAAACAUCAGGCUCAACAACUGGCCAAGGAAGCCAGUCCACCAAGCUACAGCUGAGCACAUCACCCACCCCAGCCCACCCAGGGUCUCCCACAAAGCUCCUCCAUCCCAAGGCUGACCCCAGUCA